Molecule: messenger RNA, 1932 nt
Organism: Spirodela intermedia
Lineage: Eukaryota; Viridiplantae; Streptophyta; Magnoliopsida; Alismatales; Araceae
Source: the annotation of a GenBank genome assembly
AUGGGAACCAACGCGGCCAAGUUCAUCAAGUGCGUCACAGUGGGGGACGGCGCGGUGGGCAAGACCUGUAUGCUCAUUUGCUACACCAGCAACAAGUUCCCAACCGUGAGGAGUUCCUCCACCCCCCACCUGGGACACCUCUUGCUCUUCCACCUGCGUCUUCUGCUCCUCCCCUCCUCUAUUUCCUCCUUCCUGAAGAUAAUCUGCCUCCUCCCAGGACUACGUCCCCACCGUCUUCGACAACUUCAGCGCCAAUGUCGUCGCCGAGGGAAUCACCGUCAACCUGGGCCUCUGGGACACCGCAGGUCCGCCGGGAACUCCCCUCUGAUCCCCCGCCUCCUCUUCGUCUCCCAGUUUCGAAACCUGGGAUAUUUCGGGCAGCUCUCUGAGCUAAUCCACCGCCCCCCCCCCUCAAUAAUUCUAUCCUCUUAUCCUCUUUUGCGAUCAGGGCAAGAGGACUAUAAUAGGCUGAGGCCCUUGAGCUACAGGGGAGCGGAUGUCUUCGUCCUGGCUUUCUCCCUGGUGAGCCGCGCAAGCUAUGAGAACGUGACGAAGAAGGUACGCUCGUAGUCGGUGGCUUCUCUGAACAGAAGAUGAAUAGUGUGUCUUGAUUUUAAGCACAUACACCUCGACUCAGACAAUUCUCUCCUUGGUAAUGGUGCUCAGUGGAUACCUGAGCUUCAGCAUUUUGCUCGUGGAGUACCAGUCGUGCUUGCUGGCACCAAAAUGGGUGAGUGGAUGAAGAUUAUUUUUUUUUCCCCUUACCUUUCGAACACACACACACACGCGCGCACAAAUGUGAUUUUCUCUAUGUCUUUCUCGCCUGUUUGUCUUCUUGGGGGGGGGGGGGGUAUGCAAUAGUAUGGUAAUUAUUAUGAAAAAUCACCUAUGUAAAUGCCACUAAGUGGCAUGCUCUUCUAAUUUCAUGAAAAGCUUGUAUUUUGUGUAAAACAUGAAGAACAGGAAGGUAUAAAACAUGAAUUCAGAGAUUUAUUGACCCAAUCUCGGCUACUCAUUUGAGUUGGUCGUACUGGUGCACACUGGCUUAUAAAGUCAGAGUUACUGAUGAGGUUCAUUGCAUUAAAACUAUCUUCCCUUGCCUGGAUAGGGAUAACUACUCGGGUUUCUUUCUAUUUUAUGUCAGGGGGUGAGGGUGUAGACAUUUAUAUCAUCUGGAUCUAAUUCAAAUUGAAUUUCAUAUUGACUUCAGUAAUCAGAAUGACAUCUUUUUAAUGCCCAUUGAAGGUACCUAUGCAUGCAUGAAUCAUGUGUAUGUGGGUGUGGGAGGAUUGGGUGGAAGAAGGAAUAAAGACAGGAAAACUUGUGGAGGGUGGGGCAUAAUAACUCGGCUAUUGUUUCAGAAGAUUGUGUUCUUAAGUUCUUCAAUCUCUGCAGAUCUUCGUGAAGAUAGGCACUAUUUAUCUGACCACCCUGGGUUGGUGCCUGUUACGACAGCUCAGGUAUGAAAUCUGCAUGGUUUAGUUUUUCUUCUGCUUCAUACUUUUUGAAUGUCAAUUAAAUGAUCUGACCAAUGCCUUUUUUCUCUGGAAUUUCAGGGAGAGGAGCUCCGCAAACAGAUUGGUGCUGCAUAUUACAUAGAAUGCAGUUCUAAAACCCAGCAGGUAGCUUGAAUUUGUAAAUUUCUCCAGCUCCACCUCUGUUUUCAUAUUUUUGGUGAUCAUAAUGAAUUAAAAUAUAAUAUGUGUGCAGAAUAUUAAGGCUGUUUUUGAUGCUGCGAUCAAGGUGGUUGUUAAUCCUCCAUCAAAACGGAAAGAGAAGAAGAAAAAGGAGCAACAUGGAUGCUCAUUAUCGUUAGUGAUUAUGCUCAGUGUUUUGGAUUCUUGCUGUUUUUACUGCAUCAGAUAUAUCUUUUAUUUACAACUCCAUAUUUUUUUUCUGGGUCGUGUGGUCUGCAUUGUUUUUUAUUUGUAG